AUGGCGAAUGUGCUGGGCGAGCUCAACGCUCCCGUCAGGCUGAGGAAGUGGGACGCCGCUGCCGCUGAAACCGGCAAGAGGAAGGAGGAGGAGGAGGCUUUGAUGGGGCUGGCCACAAGCCUCGUGCGGUCAGCGCACUUGAUGUGCAAGCUGAGCUUCCCCCGGUGGAGGCUCUGCGCGAGGACCAUUGCUGACGCUGAGCUAUGGGAGAAGCUCGCAGCCAGCAGCAGCUCAUCGGAUAAAUCGUGUGGAUUCUUCAGUGGCUGCGGAUUGGGGAAAACAAAGCUGCCGCUCUUGUUUGAUCCCAUUCACCGGCUGCCUGAGCUUUGCUCUCUGCGGUAUGAUCUCACCAUUCCAUUUGCCCGGUAUCUUGCCAUGAAUAACAUAUAUAAUGCACUGAGGAGAAAGUUGCUUGAUGUCAUGCUGGAGUUCUGCGGUGUGCCUCCUGAGAAGUUCAGAAUGGUCUGCUCAAGCAUCAACAAGCUUGACAAACGGACAUUUGAAGAGGUGUAG
Molecule: messenger RNA, 513 nt
Organism: Triticum turgidum subsp. durum (durum wheat)
Lineage: Eukaryota; Viridiplantae; Streptophyta; Magnoliopsida; Poales; Poaceae
Source: the annotation of a GenBank genome assembly